ACCUCCUCGGAGGAGGAGGGCAGCAGUGCCGCAAAGUCAACGAUAACUGUCGCAAAAAGGAGUCCACGAAGAAGACACCGCAGCAGUAGCAGGAAAAGGCGGUGAAGAAGUACAACGACGAUAAUGCUAAACGGAAAAUAGAAAGGACGGGUUCCGUUUGGCGUACGUUAAAUCAACGCUUUUACCUCGGAAAAAAAGGCAUUUGAACAUUGGGGCACUAUAUUAACUGAACUAUGACAGAGCCUCAGUCGGCGCUCUUACUCAGGAGACAGCUAGCAGAGCUGAACAAAAACCCGGUGGAGGGAUUUUCUGCUGGUCUGAUAGAGGACAGUGAUCUUUACAGAUGGGAGGUUCUUAUUAUCGGGCCUCCAGACACGCUGUAUGAAGGUGGUGUGUUUAAAGCUCAUCUGACAUUUCCCAAAGAUUACCCCCUCAGGCCACCAAAAAUGAAGUUUAUCACAGACAUUUGGCACCCGAAUGUGGACAAGAAUGGAGACGUAUGUAUUUCUAUUUUGCAUGAACCCGGAGAGGAUAAGUAUGGCUAUGAGAAACCAGAGGAGCGAUGGCUGCCCAUCCACACAGUGGAGACCAUCAUGAUUAGUGUUAUCUCUAUGCUGGCAGACCCAAAUGGUGACUCACCAGCCAACGUGGACGCUGCAAAAGAGUGGAGGGAAGACAGACAUGGUGCAUUCAAAAGGAAAGUUGCCCGUUGUGUACGAAAAAGCCAAGAAACUGCAUUCGAGUGAUCUUUAGCAAGGAUUUAGUUCAUGUUUUCAGGGUCUCCUAUUGAAAUCAGAAUGGCACUGUUUCCUGCACUCCUAUCAUGUCUCCAGGCCUGUCCUUUUUGGAGGGAAGAGACUGGCUUCUGCAGGCUGCAGCAUUAUCCUACAGUGACGAGCAAGGCUGACAGAAAAUCGCCAAGCAAGUGCCAACAUAAAAAAAAAAGUAAAAAAUAAAUAAAUAAACAAAUGCCCAGAGGAUGUUAACACAUUCUUCAAGUCUAUGAACUGCUUCUACUUUCAGGAAGAUAUUGUAAAGACAUGUAAAUAGCCAACCUAAACCGGAUAAUAUAUACCCUCCUUUCCAUUCAUCAAGACAUUUAGACCAAAUAUAUAGUACUGGUUGGGAUAGAUUUAUUUUUGUGUUUUUCUUCUCUCAACUCCAGCAUGUAUUAGCUGUCUUUAGUUUGUUUUCAUUGGAGGUUUUAAAGAGAAUAAAUCACAAUGCUGUGGGAGGAAAAAGCACCAGUGAAGAUCUCAUCGUGUUCAUUGAAGACGUGCCCGAGGAACGCCGCCACGUUCUGUUCUCGUAGGUUCUCUAAUGCUCUUCAGUUCAACCUGUUGGUUUCCUGAUCCCUUUUUAAGUCUUUCCAUCCUGCGAAGUUCAAGAAGAAGACGGAGACGGAUGAUUUGUGCAUGCCCAAUUUAGGUUGUUUUUAAAAGUGCCUCCUAAUAAAAAUGCUUGGCCAGUUCACCCCAAAUUAAACAAGUAUUUAAAAUGUUUUUUUUUCUUAAAGAAACAUACGAAAUUAUCAAGCAUACAUAGUAUGAAUUUAUAUAUUAAUGACUACACAGAAGUGUCAUUUGGGUAUUGGUAACAAUGUUGCUGUAGCAAUAACCCCCUUAGGAAAAGUGUUUGUGGUAAUAUCUGAGAUCCUGCUACAAUUGGAGUUUAGUUUUUCCUUUUCUUUUUAAUUAGCUCUUUUUUCCCCUCGUCUGUUCAUUGUAGGAAGUGUUAUGCAUGCUUUAUUUGUUUUUACGCCUAAUUUGUUUUCUUUUGGUAUCACGUUUUUCAAAUGUUUUCUUUUGUGUGAGUGCAGUGUGUUCUUUUGUUUUGACAUCUUCAUUUCUGAUCCCAUUAUUCUGCCCUCAAAGCUAAUGCAGUGUUUGCCUAAUGUACAAAGAGAAAAUACGGUGUAUAUUUUUGUGUCAUGAAAGCUGUCGUCUGUAGUGUACUCUUCUAAAACAUGACAUUUUUUAAAA
Oryzias melastigma (Indian medaka) is the source of this 1982-nucleotide messenger RNA. RefSeq names its product ubiquitin-conjugating enzyme E2G 1a (UBC7 homolog, yeast) (gene ube2g1a). The record is from RefSeq and is a predicted model, not a curated record. The transcript is spliced from 6 exons. Gene Ontology annotation, biological process: protein polyubiquitination; proteasome-mediated ubiquitin-dependent protein catabolic process. Gene Ontology annotation, molecular function: ubiquitin conjugating enzyme activity. Bases 234 to 746 code for a protein of 170 amino acids. Lineage: Eukaryota; Metazoa; Chordata; Actinopteri; Beloniformes; Adrianichthyidae.